CAUACUAAUCCAAGUUUACAACUUAUUUAAACGACACGUAUUAUAAGACUUAUACGAUGUCCUCUCUCUUCCGUCUUAUGCGGCCUGUCGCCCAGGCUGCUCGAUCUGGCGCCGUAACUUUCGCCGCUCGGCCAUUCCAUACCACGGCUGCUCGACUCGCUGUGCAGAACAUCGAGACAAGAAAAGAGUUUAAGGACCUUGUUUCCACAACAGACAAGGCUGUUCUUAUUGACUGCUUCGCGACAUGGUGCGGUCCUUGCAAGGCCAUCUCUCCCAUCCUCAACAAGCUCUCGGAAGAGAAGGCUCUUUCAGACAGCAUCCAAUUCGUCAAGUUUGAUGUCGAUGAGCUUCCCGACCUGACCGCUGAGCUCGGCGUCCGCGCUAUGCCAACUUUCUUCGUCUUCAAGCACGGAAGAAAGGUUGAUGAGUUGGUCGGUGCUAACCCUCAAGCCCUUCAGUCGAUGCUGGCGAAGCAUGCUGCAUGAAUUGUGUGAAUCUUGUAACAUCUCAUGUCACUGGGUUGGACUGUCAAGGAAGGUCAUGGCAAUAGACUCAAUCUGUUUAUAUUACCGAGGAAAGUAAAAACAGCUGUGUAUUAUUAGCAUAGUUAGACUUGUACAAUGGGUCGUUGAGGUCUGUUUAUGAUAUCUUAUCAUGUAUCACUCUGGAGAAUCGUCCGAGUUCUUGAGUCUAGUCUAUACUGAUCGGCGGCAGUUACACCACACCUCUAUGAUUUCGGCUAGAAAUGGUUCAAAUGCCAUAGGCUACUUAGUCAAGUUCUCUCGCGGCCUUCUAUUUCCAGUAUGGACUGUCACGGAGGUGGAAGGCCGUCGUAUUGCAUAUGGCCAUUCGGCGAGUGUCAUUCACGCCCAAGAGCCGUUUGACAGGUCGGCAAUAGCUUCCAAAACAAAUCGAUUGGCUGAUCAAUAUGCAAUUUCAAGC
Fusarium verticillioides 7600 is the source of this 942-nucleotide messenger RNA. Its product is annotated as thioredoxin 1. The transcript is spliced from 3 exons. Bases 57 to 485 code for a protein of 142 amino acids. Lineage: Eukaryota; Fungi; Ascomycota; Sordariomycetes; Hypocreales; Nectriaceae. The record is from RefSeq and is a predicted model, not a curated record. Gene Ontology annotation, molecular function: protein-disulfide reductase activity.